AUGAAGACGUUCAUUGUGCUGUCCGUGAUGGUGGCGCUGGUCGCCGGUGCCGCGAUCGAGUCAAACGACGGCGAAACGAAGAACGUGCAGAAGCGCUCGGAUCACCAUCACCACGUGAAGACGGUGACGAUCACCAAGAAGGUCCCGGUACCGUAUCCGGUCGAGGUGGAGAAACACGUUCCAGUUCCGGUGAAGAUCCCUUACCCGGUGCACGUCGAGAAGAAGGUUCCGUUCGUGAUCGAAAAGAAGAUUCCGGUGUACGUGGAGAAAAAGGUACCUGUCCACGUUGACCGACCAGUCCCAGUUGAGGUGAAGGUCCCGUAUGAGGUGCCCGUUUACCACAAGGAAUACGUCGAAGUCCCGAAGCCAUACCCGGUGCAUGUCGAGAAACCGUACCCAGUGUACGUGAAGAAGCCGGUGUACGUCGAGAAGGCGGUUCCGGUGAAGGUGGAGAUCAAGAAAGUGCACAAGCACCAUCACUGA
Messenger RNA from Anopheles aquasalis, 483 nucleotides. Its product is annotated as zinc finger protein 512B-like. The record is from RefSeq and is a predicted model, not a curated record. Lineage: Eukaryota; Metazoa; Arthropoda; Insecta; Diptera; Culicidae.